Messenger RNA from Aspergillus lentulus, 363 nucleotides. NCBI's taxonomy places the organism in Eukaryota, Fungi, Ascomycota, Eurotiomycetes, Eurotiales, Aspergillaceae. The record is from RefSeq and is a predicted model, not a curated record.
AUGAAGUUCCUCCCUCUCGCAGUUGCCUUCCUCCCCUUCCUGGCCGCCGCUGCCCCCGUCGCGGAUCCUGAAGCUGAAGCGGACGGAGAGCUGGACCUUGAGAAGCGCGUAUCGGCGCAGACUUGCAAGAUUGUCAACGUCGAUCACUAUGUCAACUGCCGGUACGAUGCGAAGCUAGACGCGGGCGCGAUCUUUGGGUUCCCCAAGGGAGAUAAACUCACCUUUGCAUGCUGGAAGCACGGUGAUUGCUACAACGGGGUUUGCUCCUGGGACCAAGUUACUUAUCUCAAGACGACGUGCUAUGUCAAUGGGUACUUUACCGAUAGUAAUUGCUCGAGCAAAAAACUCCCCAAAUGCGACUAA